Messenger RNA from Anopheles moucheti, 1234 nucleotides. It is a transcript of the gene Iyd, whose product is annotated as iodotyrosine deiodinase. The record is from RefSeq and is a predicted model, not a curated record. NCBI's taxonomy places the organism in Eukaryota, Metazoa, Arthropoda, Insecta, Diptera, Culicidae. Gene Ontology annotation, molecular function: oxidoreductase activity. The coding region runs from base 1 to 933 and encodes 310 amino acids. The transcript is spliced from 2 exons.
AUGGCUUCCUACCUGGAGGAUCUUGUCGAUUCGUUUAUCAGCAGUUCGGCGCUCGUUACCUAUUGGAACUACAUCUUUCCGGUGCUGGUGGGUCUCUAUCUGGCCAUUUCACUUUACGACAAACAUCGAUACGGUCGCAACAAGAAGCUGAGAAUAUCGGAACCAGCUGCCACCGAGAAGAGUGGUAAUAAACUGGAUGGUAUCGAAUACGUCGGAGAUCUGGAACAUGCUGAAUAUGAUCCGUUACCGGCACUGGAGGAGAAACCACACAUUCCAUACACCGGUGCAACAGUUACCCUCGCGACCGAUGCACUAGAAGCGGCCAACCAGUUUUAUGCCAUUGCCAACAAUCGACGUAGCGUGCGCAAGUUUAGCUCCCGACCGGUCGAUGUUGCCAUCGUGGAACGAUGCAUCCAGGUGGCUGGCACGGCCCCUAGUGGCGCCCAUACGGAACCGUGGACUUUCUGCCUCGUGUCCGAUCCUUCGAUCAAGACAAGCAUCCGGGAAAUUAUCGAAGCUGAAGAAUUCGUUAACUACACCCAACGAAUGGCGAAGCAGUGGGUGACCGAUCUGCGUCCAAUUCGCACGAACCACGUCAAGGAGUACCUUACGGAGGCACCGCAUCUUGUGCUAGUGUUCAAGCAAACUUACGGUUAUAAAGAUAAUUCCACCGGCACCGACAAAAAGCAACAUUACUAUAACGAAAUAUCGACCUCGAUCGCGACUGGGAUGCUGCUCUGUGCGUUACAGUGUGCCGGGUUGAGUUCGCUCGUUACCACUCCGCUAAACUGUGGACCAAUGCUUCGCACCCUGCUCGAACGACCCCCGAAUGAGAAGCUGCUGGUGUUACUACCCGUAGGAUAUCCAGCCGAUGACUGUACCGUACCGGACCUCCAGCGAAAACCGCUGGAAGACAUCCUCGUGCGGUAUUAAACGCAGCCUGGCGGACACGUCCAUAGCAGUGGUUUUUUAUUACACGAAAGAAAUAUCGAACCAACUGAAAUGCAAAGGGAGCAAAUGCUGCACAAGCCCUAGAAAAGAUGAUAAAGUAGGAUAAAUAAAGAUAAGGGCAGAGUAUUAUGCUGGAUUAGCGCAGCAGUCGCAUGGUGGAUUGUGUGAACGGCAAUUUCCCUUUUGAUGAAACCCUUAAUCAUGAAUUAUUUUUUAUCAGUGUGCAGAUAAAAUUUUAUUUAACACAUAUACAUAUAAAGACAAUAAAAUUGCAUUUGUAAGG